Paramecium sonneborni is the source of this 8201-nucleotide messenger RNA. Lineage: Eukaryota; Ciliophora; Oligohymenophorea; Peniculida; Parameciidae. The record is from the annotation of a GenBank genome assembly.
UAUGUUUAUUAUUUUGCACUUAACGUAAGUGGCAUUAUCACAGAAGUAUAUAUCAAUCAUAUAUAAUUAAGACUUACAACUUUGUUUGGAUAUGAUGCUUCAGGUAAUAUUUGUCCAAUGGGAUUUGCUGAUUGCCAACCUACUUAAUAUAUUCCAUGUGAAUUUGGUUACUUUUUAUAUAUUGAUCCUUUGAAUUAACAUAAUUGUUUACCAUGGUAUAUAUUUAUUUCUUAAGUUAGUCCUUAUUUUUUGUUUUAAGACAAUUUAAAUAUUUUAUGUGGAGACUGUUUGGAAGAUCCUUACAAUUGGCAAAAAUCUAGGACUUGUACAUAUAAUUACAGAAUUCAGACAGGAUCUGCUGAUGAGGUUUAUGUAAGAGAAAAUGUUUAAAAAACAAUAUUUUAUAUUUAAGAAAAGGCGACAAGUAUUGUGAAUCCGACCAGACCUGUAAAAUUCAAAUAUGAGCUUUUAAUUUGUGAGGGAUGUAGAUAAUUUUGUAUUUUGGAAGCAAAUACGGAUAAUAAUAAUGUAGGAGAUGAAUAAUAUGAUGAGAAUUAAAAAGAUGAAGUAGAUGAAGGAGAUGAAGUAGAUGAAGUAGAUGAAAGAGAUGAAGGUUAAUCAUGUUUUGAUAAUAAUUAAUAAGAUAAUUAAUACAAUGGGAUUACCUGUUUAGAUCAUUAUUAUUAUAUUGAUUUUGAAUGUAGAGAAUGUUAAAAAAAUUGUAAAUCUUGUAAUUCUAAAAAAUGUAAAAGUUGUAUUGAUGGGUAUUAUUUGGACAGAUAAUCAUUUUGUUAGAUGUGUUAGCCUAGUUGUUAAAAAUGUGAAUAUUCUUCAUUUGAUAAUAUAUUAUUAUGUUUGUAAUGUUCAAGGUCAGAUGAAGAGUAUUUAGUUGAAAGUCCUGAUUUUUAAAAUUGUUAAACUUGUGAAUAUUAAUGUGCAAGAUGUGAAUACAUAUCAUACGAUUAUUACAAAGAUGAAGAGGAUGGCUAUUUAGAAUAUGGUACAAGAGAUCAAUACUUUGAUCCUAAUAUCAAUUAUAUACUUAGAUGUAGACAGUGUGUUUCAUCAUCAUAAUUUAUUUCUUAUGAUGGAUAAACUUGUGAAAUCUGUUCUAUUUAAAAUUGCUAAUUAUGUUAUUAUGAAUUAAAUAAAGGCACCACUCUAGAUUAUGAUUUUAUUCCUGCUGACACUCCUAAAAAUUCAGAUGUCUUAUGUCACUUAUGCAAAGAAGGAUAUUAUCGAAAAGAUAAUAAAAAAGAAUGUUUAGAAAUACCUUCUGAUCCUGAUACUACCUGUAGUUCUUACAAUGAAUUUACUUAAACAAAAUGCACAUUCUGCAAUGAAUAUCCUUUAGAUUUAUAAUCUAUAGAUAAUCCAACAUGUUUGAUGAUCAAAAAAUGUUCUAAUUUUAUUAAAAAUUGUGAUAAAUGCUUUUUCUAAAAAUAACCUGAAAAUCAAGAUGCAAUUAUGUCUAUUUGUACUUAAUGUAGAAAUGGAUAUUAUCCUGAUAUAUUUUCAGGAAAAUGUUUAAAUUGUCCUAUUAAUUGUAAAACUUGCUGGCAAUAUACUCCUAGUUAUAAUUUUACAUCCUAUUUAUAAACUUAUUAAAAAAUUACUCAAGAAGAUAUUUCCAACUUCAUACUUGAACAAUUAUAAGAUGCAAAAUGUACUCAAUGUUAAGAAGGAUACUUCUUAUACAAUAAUCAAUGUAUUGGAUGUACUAGUAAUUGUAAAUAUUGCUAUUAUGAUGAUGAAAAAGCAUUCUGCUACUAUUGUGGAUCUCCAGAUUAAUAAUCUAUAGUUUCAGACAUGAGUGAAUGUUAAGAAUGUCCAAGAUUUUGUGCAGCUUGUAGAGAUAGAGAAGAUACUGAUCCAAUUGUUAAUAGAUACUUUAAUCCAGUUAAUCAAAUACUCAAUAAAUAUAGCAGAUUAUGUUAUAAAUUAGAUUCAAAAGCUAUGCAAACAUAAAAUUAUUGUGUUUUUCUUGAUAAUUAAAUUGGAUUACCAGUCAGUUGUUAACAUCCUGAUUGUCCUUAAAAUAAAUAAUAUAAAUGUUUCAAAACAGAGGAGCUUAAUAUAGAUUUUCAUUGUGAUGAAGAUCUUGAUUAAAAAUAUAAUUCUGCUAAAUCUAAAACUUCCAUAAUAACUUUUUAGGAACAUGACUCUUUUGCCAAAUAUCAAAAUUAUAAUGAAAAUACAAUCAAACAAUUAAUUAUCAAAUUAAAUUUUAUUGGGAAUAUUUGUUAAUUCAAAAAAGAAUCUUAAUUUAAAUUUUCCUUUCUCUAAAAUGUAUACUCCUUAUAGAAAGUUAAAUUAAAAAUUAACUAAGACUUGAAUUCAUUAUAAAAAUGGAUAGCUACUGGAAUUAUUUCCUUUGUUGGUGUAUCUGAAGUUUAAAUCAAUAAUGUUUAAAUCUAAUACCAUCAUUUUGAUAAUAAGAAUAGCCCAAAAGAAUUUGGAUUUCUUAUUAAAAACUAAGAAGAAACUCAAUUUAGUCUAUAAAAUGUUGAAUUUAUUAAAGAUAAAUUUAGUAAUCAAAAACUUAUUAUAAGUGUUGAUAAUCCUAUUAAUUUUACUAUGUAAAAUGUUAAAAUCUAAAAUAUUGAAAGGAAAGAUUAAGUUGUCUCCUUUAAUUAUACCUUAAGGUCUCUCAGCUAUCAAGAUUUUAAAAUAAUCAGUGUACAACUUGUUGAUUGUGACUAUAACUAUUCAACAAUUCUUGCUUUUAGUAACCUUGCUCCAUCUCUAUUUUUAAAAAUAAGCAAUUUAAAAAUAACUGGAGCUUAUUUUACAAGUUCCUCUAUUAUUAGAUCUAUCUUUCAAACAAAUAGCUUAUUUUAUUAAAUUGAUAAACUUACUUUAAUAUUUAAUUACUUUUCAAAUAGUACUUUAUUCUAAUUAGCCAAUCUAAGGACAUCAGAGUAGUUUUCAAACAUUGAUAUAUUACACAAUCGUUUUAUUAACAGCAAAGCAUUUCUAAUGAAUUCAUUCUAGUUUUCUUAAUUUUAUUUUGAUAAAAAUAUACUUUAAAACAACUCUAUAAUAUUUUAAACUGUAAAGGAAUUGAAAAUAAACGUCUAAUUACAGAGCUCUUUAUUGGAAUAUAAAUUUGAUAAAAUUAAGAUCGUAAAUAGUAAUUGUUAUACAAUUAAUUGUUUCAUGAUAAUGAGUACACCAAUAAAUACAUAUUCUAUUACUUCAAAUUUGACGAUUAGCAAUUUUUAGAUUUCUAACAUAGGUUUGUUUAGCAUAAGUUAAUAAAAUACUUUACUCACUACAUCAGCAUUAAUAAGUUGGAAUAAUUUUUAAGAUAUCAAAUUAUCAAAUUUGUAAUUUGAUAAUAUCUAAGGCCUUACAAUAUUUUAUAUAUCAAUUCUGAAAAGCUUAACAAUUACUACUUUAAAAUAUGAUUGGAGUUAAUCCAAUUAUUAUCAGUAAAAGAUAAAUCCAAAAAAUAAUCUAAUUCCAACAUCUAUAGAUUGUUCAGUGCGUAAAAUUACACGCCCUUCAUUUUCUUACAUUUUAUUUUUUAUAGAUUAAUUUUCAAGUGCUAUUAACAUAUCUGAUAUUUUGAUCCAAAGGUAAUUAUUAAUAGAUGCAUCAAUAUUUCAUAUUUAAUCCUAUGAUAUUGCCUAUAUAAAUACUACUAAAGGUAACAUUACUGAGAGUAUUAUUUUAGAAAGAUUUUAAAUAUUAAAUAAUUCUUUAGUGUCUACUAAUAGAGGUUUUUUUUCUGGCUGUAUCAAUAUUAUCUCAAAUUAAAUUUAAACAAUUAUUAUGAAUAAUCUAAACUUUUAGAGUAAUCAUCUUCAAUAAAUAAUAUCUAAAUAGACAAUCCCAAUUGCAACUCUAUUUUAAAUAUCCUCAUCAAAAUCAACUAUUAGAUUAACUCAAUUAUUAUCUGAAUACAAUAGAGCUAUUAAAAGUGAUUUUGGUUUGAUAAAAAUUAAUUGCUAAAAAAUAAUAAUUUCAAACGCAACAUUUAGAUACACGAACAUUGUCGAUAAAUUAUGGGUUAAACGUAUUGAACCAAAUUAAAUAAUAACAGAUAAUGAUCUUAAAUCAUUCUUUGAAAUAAAAUCUUAUGGAGCAAUUAUGAACUUAAAAACAAUUGAAGCUACAAUUUCUUAGCUUUUUAUUAAUUAUACAAGUGGAAUUUAAGCUGGUAUUAAAUUAUAAACUAUUGGAACAUCGAAUAUCUUAAUUAAAGAUUCUUAAUUGUUUAAUAUUUUUAGUAGUCUUGAAUUGAAACAUUCAUCUAUAGGAGGAAGUUUAUACAUAGAUUCAACAUUAUCAAAUUUAAAUUGCAUAAUAUCAAAUAUUAGUAUAAUAAAUAGUAGAGUUAGAUAAACGGGAGGUUGCAUUUACAUUUUAGCUUCUAAUUUAAAUUAAAAUAUCACAAUAGUAAAAUCUAACUUUUAAGAGUGCUAAGCCUUAGAAACAUCAUUUAUGAAAGUUGAUUUUCUUGCAGAUGCUAUAUUUUAAUAGGUAACUCUACAAAAUGUGAAUAUUUAAGAUAAUAGCAUCGAUAAAUUAAUUAGUGUUGUGCCAUAAAUUUAAAUAUUUGAAUAAUUAUUUUUUUUAAAAACUAGUAGUGUUUAUACUCAAAAUAAUGGAAGGCUAAUUAUAGGUGACACAUAAUUUAAUUAGAUUAAUUAUACAUCUGCUCUAUCAUUAAGUUAGAUAAAAUUUUUGUAUAUCAACAAAUUAUAGAUUUUAAAAGGAUAUUUAUUUUAUAAUCCAUUAAUUUCAUUAAGCUUCUUACAAUCUGGAGGACAAGCAUAUAUUGGUAAUUUGGAAAUAAUUUAAUUUAAUGAAACAGAUUCAUAGAUGAAUUCAUCAAAUUGUCCUUCUGAAUUUCCUUAAUCUUUUACAUACAUAAUUCCAGAAUAAAACUGUGAUUCAAUACUAUAAAUUUAAGAGUAGUUAGAUGAAAUAGAUAAUUAAGAUGAGAUAUAUGAAUAUUAUGAUGAAAUUUUAGAAAACCAAUAUUAAGGAUUAAACUCUAAUAGUAAAUAUAUUCCAAUAAAUAUUUAAAAGGCCAAACUUGAUAACUAAUCAUAAAUAAUAGAUAUUAUGAUUACUUUAAAUUAAUAACUAGUAAGUUGUUUAAUAAACAGCAUUUUGAUUCUAAGUCAAAAAUUAAAUUUGGAUAAAUUUACAUCAUUGUUUUAUGUAAACGAGGUUAACGAUAAUAGUUUGAUUAAAAUAAAAAAAAUGUAAUUUGUUAAAAAUUAAUGCUUAUAAUGCAGAGGAGGUUUACUUUAAGUCCGGAGUAUUUCUCAUUCUAACUUAAAAGAGUUGAUUUUUAUCUCUGAAUUUUUCUGUUAAUAUAGCAUUGUUGGUUAUUAUGGUUGUGCAUCACUGUUAGUAGAUGAAAAGAUUAAUGAUGUAACAUUAUUAUCUAAGAUUAUUGAUAAUGAUAUUAAAGGUUCACGACUAUUAUAAUCAUCUGAUAUAAGAUCAUUAAAUUAUACUAUAUUCAUUUCUAAUUAUUAAUGUAUUAAUAAUUUGGCAAGGGCUGGAACAUGUUUAAACUUGAGAGGUGUGACAGUCAUUAUUUAGGAUAGUUUAUUUAGUAUUAAUAAUGCAACUCUGGUUGGAGGAUCUAUAUAUUUUGAUAAUUUAGGUUCUAAUAAUAUGUAUUUAUAAAAUAAUCAAUUUAUUAAUAAUUAUGCCUAAAUAGGAGGUGCAAUUUAUUUAUUAAAUUAUUAAUUAAGUAACACUGAAAAUUAAUAAAUAAAUUUUGAUAAAAAUUAUGCAGAUGAUGGUGGAAAUGAUAUUUAAGAACUCACAAUAUAAUAAACUUUGUAAUUAAUAAAUAUUCCUUUUGAAACAUAAACUUAUUUAGAUUUUGAUGGUGAUGAAUCUGAUGAUGGAGCAAUAGACAAUAGUAGUGCCAUAAUUAAAGAUAAUAUAACUUUGGAAUAUCAUAAGAUAGGAAAUUAUCCAGAAUAAACAAAUUUAUUGAUUUUGCCAUCAGGACAAAAAAUUUCAAAAUACUUAUAUUUUUAUGAGGUUACAUAAGAAUAGGUUCCAUUUGAAUGGGUAUUUAGAAUAAUAAAUCUGAAUAGAUUUGGAGAUGUUAUAAAGAACGGUAUAUCAAAUGAAAGUUGUACAAUUGAUGGUAGAAUUCAAAAUUCAUCAUCAUAUGAUGUAUAAAAAUCUUUUAGUAAUAAUUUCACAAUUCCAUCAAAAGUGUAUUAUAAUUAAGAGAAGGGAGGAUUUGAUAUGGAUGAUUUGAUUCUGAUUUUUGAUCCUUUAUCUUCCGAUAGUUUGUAUUUAGAACUUCGAUUUAUAUGUAAUUCUGUUGCAUUACCGAUAUACAAUCCAAAACCACCUUAUUAAAUAGUAGGAUAUAAUAGGAAUUAUGAAUUGUAUGCUAGAGUUCGUACAUUUCCAUGUUAAAUUGGUGAAGCUUAUGAUUCUUAAUAAUGCAAAGCAUGUUAGAAAUCAGAUAUGGCUUAUUCAGUAAAGUUAGGAUCAGUUAUGUGUAAAUAAAUGAAUAGAUUAACAAUGAAAACAGUCACACCAACUGGUAUAAAUUUAAUUUAAGGAUAUUGGAGACCAAUAUAUUAAAAUGAUUAGAUUGAAUAUUGUGUAAAUCUACCUAAUAAUUGUAAUGGAGGAUGGAUACCUGGUAAUCCAUCUUGUUACACAGGACAUGUUGGAGCGUUAUGUGAAUCAUGUGAUAUAUAUAUGAUCUAAACUGAAGAGAGAUGGGCUCCAUCCGAUCCAUAUAAAUGUGGAUUAUGUAAAGAUUCAGAGAAAUUUAAUUUGAUCAUAAUAAUUGCUAUUUCUAUUUUAACUAUGAUUUCAACAAUAAUGUCAGUAAAAGGAACUUUUGAAGCUCUUCAAUUAUAAAUUGUAGAAAAAGCAACUAUUAUGAUAGGUGUAAGACUAUAAUAACAUUCUUCUAAUUUAGCUACUAUUGUUCAAACUCUAACUAAUUAUUUUUAAAUUGUUUAAAUUGUUAUGACUUUUUAAUUAUAGAUACCAAGUGGUGUUUAAACUGCUACAUAAACAGCUGGUAAUCCAACUGGAUCUAUGGCAUAUUCACUUGAUUGUUUACUAAUAAAAAUUACAGAAAUAGAAUUAUUAUAUUUUAAAAUGAUUUGGGCAUUAAUAAUGCCAUUGAGUUAUUUGGGUGCCAUUAUUUUUGGAUAUCUUAUUAUUUGUAUUAUUGGAAUUACUAAAUUCUCAUAGUCAAUAAUUUAUACUGCAUUAAUUUAUAUGUUUUUAUAUAUGCAUCCAACUCUUGUAUAAGGUUUUAUCUCUUAAGCUUCCAUAAGGACUAUAAGUGGUCUAUAAUGGGUUAAAGCUGAUGUUGCAUAUAGAUAUGAUAGUGAUCUUCAUAAUUAUUGGAUGGCUCGCUUUAUUGGACCUAUGCUCAUUCUUUGGGUUAUUUUAUUACCUGGAUUAUUUAUGUUCAUGGUUUGGCGUAAAAGAAAUAAACUUGAGUUAAUGCAAACUAAAAUGACUCUAGGAUAUUUCUAUAGAGAAUACUCUAAAGAUAGUUAUCUUUGGGAAUUUGUUAAGAUAUUUCAAAAAGAAUUCUUUGUCAUCAUUUUAGUCUAUUAUGAAGAAUAUGUUAUUAUAAAAGGAUUACUUAUUGUUUUAGUCCUUUUUAUCUAUGGAUGGUAUCAAGUCUCAGUUAAUCCUUAUAGUAGUAAAACUUUAAAUCAAACUGAUAGAUAUUCUACUAUGGUAUGUGCUGCAACACUUUGUUUAGGUGUCUUAAUGUAUGGAGCCUAAAUAAAGGAUUAUUUCUAUCUUUAAGUUAUUAUUCUCAUUAUUUUAGCAUUUUUAAAUCUUUGGUUUAUUAUUAUGUGCAUUCUAUAAAUAUUUUAAGGCUAUCUCAUAAAAUUCUAAGUAAAUAUUUAUUAUGAUUCUAUUUCUAGGAUCAAUUAGAUUUGAUUAGAGAAAAGUUACUCAAAUCUAAACCAGAAUUAUCAAAAAAAAGAGGAUUCCUUGGAAAAUUACUUAUUCAUAGAGGAAAUAUGUAAAAAAGGGUCAAAUAUCUUUGGAGUUUGCUAAAAUCAAGAACUCUUGCAGCUGUUCAAAUUACUAAAUUGUCUGAAGAAAUUUCUUUUGAGGAUGCUCUAGAAUAUGUUAUUCAAAAUGAAAUUGAUUAAACUCAUAUUCUUAAAACAUCACAAAAAAAACAUUUUGAAAUACUAAAUAGCCAAGAAAAUGAAUGA